AUGGAACAAGAAGGUCAUUUGGAUAUACAACAGGGCUUACCGUCGCAAACUGCGAACGAUCUCUUUGACUACGAUGUCGGUUUGGAUGAGAUACUGCAGCACACCCCAACCGAGUCAAGCAUAAAUGCACCCAGGCCGUCCACUAUACCCGGCGAUACCGGGUUAGGUCUUGGACUUGAUGAGGAAGUCAAGGUUACUAGAAAACGACAGCCCGUUGCUAAACUAGAUGAAGCACGGUUGCUGUCCCAAGCUGGUAUACCUAGGCUACGCCGCACAGCCAAACAGAAGUUGAAAUUCAAAGGAAAGGGACAUGAGUUUUCUGAUGCGGCACGCUUAUUACAGUUCUAUCAGUUGUGGCUUGAUGAUCUCUUCCCUCGUGCAAAGUUCGCUGAUGGACUAACUAUUAUCGAAAAACUCGGUCAUCAUAAACGUCUACAGGCUAUGCGCAGAGAGUGGAUAGAAGAGGAGAAACCAAAGGUCCACAUAGAUGAUACAACACAAGAUCUACAAGCAGGUCGAUCGAACUUGCCGAUUGCGAUAACCACUAGAAGUCAUCAUGCUAUGGAUGCUUAUAUAUCUUCAUCUCAUAGCGUUGGCCAUAGCAAAGUUGAUAAGGAACCGUCGGCCGAAAAAUCAGAUGUCCCUGCUCACGGAUUAUUCAUACUUGAUGAUGACAAUACUCACCGCGCGAUCGCACGAGACGUUCCUGAGGAUGAUGACGAAUUGGAAACCCUUUUGAGAGAGCAGCAGUAUGAUGAUGCUACAACUAAGAAUUCCUUGACCCUGGCUGAUUUGGACGCCGACGGUGAUGGAUUCGAAGCCAUGGAAGAAUUAAAUAUCUUAACUCCGACAUGA
Molecule: messenger RNA, 855 nt
Organism: Aspergillus nomiae NRRL 13137
Lineage: Eukaryota; Fungi; Ascomycota; Eurotiomycetes; Eurotiales; Aspergillaceae
Product: Chromosome segregation in meiosis protein 3
Exons: 3
Coding region: 1-855 (284 amino acids)
Biological process (GO): DNA damage response; replication fork processing; replication fork arrest
Cellular component (GO): nucleus; replication fork protection complex
Molecular function (GO): DNA binding
Source: RefSeq, a predicted model, not a curated record